CCAAGCCUUGCUUUCCUUGCUGCUGCUGCUGCUGCGGAAGAGGGGCAGGGCAUAUUGCAGAAAGGCGGGUUGGAGGAGGAGGAGGAGGAGGAGGAGGAGGAAAGGUGAGGAGGAGAGAGCGCAGAGGCAGAGGCAGAGGCGGUGUGUCCGUGGGUCCCCUGGCGGGCAGCCGGUGCCGCCUCCUCCUCCGUCCUCCUGGUCCUCCUGGGCCGCCUCCGCCAUGCUUCCCGGGGUGGGUGUGUUCGGGACGGGCCUGACCGCGCGCGUGAUCGUGCCCUUGCUGAAGGAGGAGGGCUUCUCGGUGAAGGCGCUGUGGGGCCGGACCCCCGAGGAGGCGGAGGAGCUGGCCAGGGAGAUGAGCGUCCCCUUCCACACCAGCCGCAUCGACGAGGUCCUGCUCCACCACGACGUCGACCUGGUCUGCAUCAACCUCCCGCCGCCGCUCACACGACAGGUCGCCGUCAAGACCCUCGGGAUUGGGAAGAAUGUCAUCUGUGACAGAACCGCCACUCCAUUGGAUGCCUUUAGGAUGAUGACUGCUGCCCAUUAUUAUCCCAAACUCAUGAGCAUUAUGGGUAAUGUUCUCCGUUUUCUUCCUGCCUUUGUGAAGAUGAAGCAACUGAUCCAAGAGGGCUACGUAGGGGAGCUGCUUGUCUGUGAGGUACAGGUCCACAGUGGGAGCCUGCUGGGGAAGAAGUAUAACUGGAGCUGCGAUGACCUGAUGGGUGGUGGAGGUUUGCAUUCUGUUGGUACCUAUAUCAUUGAUCUUUUGACCUUCCUCACUGGCCAAAAGGCUGUGAAAGUACAUGGACUGCUAAAGACCUUUGUGAAACAGACGGACCACAUCAAGGGAAUACGCCAAAUUACGAGUGAUGACUUUUGUACGUUUCAGAUGGUCUUGGAAGGAGGGGUAUGUUGCACUGUUACCCUCAAUUUCAAUGUACCUGGGGAAUUUAAACAGGAUAUUGUUGUGGUAGGUUCCAAUGGGCGGCUGAUUGUGGUAGGCACCGAUUUAUAUGGGCAGAACAAUAAUUCGCAACAAAGGGAGCUUCUCCUGAAAGAUUCCACGCCAGUCAGCAAUGCCUUGUUACCAGAGAAGGCCUUCAGUGAUAUCCCAUCCCCUUACCUCCGGGGAACGAUAAAGAUGGUACAGGCUGUCAGGGAAGCAUUUGAAGAUCAGGAUGACCGGCGAACCUGGGAUGGACAGCCACUCACAAUGGCUGCCACAUUUGAUGACUGUCUCUAUGCGUUGUGUGUGGUGGACACUAUUAAAAAAUCAAACCAACUGGGUGAAUGGCAGAACAUUGUAAUUAUGACUGAAGAACCAGAACUAAGCCCUGCCUACUUGAUCAGUGAAGCAAUGCGCAGGAGCAGAAUGUCUCUGUAUUGUUAGCUUUUUAUUGUUAAUAAUAUUAUUUUCUUAUUUUGUUACAUCUCGGGAAAUAGGAGUAAAGCAUUGCAGUUCUUUCCUAACAGAAAACAUGUCUUGCUUUGUCAGACAUGUUUUGGACAAGGAAGAAGGAGGAAAUAUGGGGAGGAAAUCCUUGCUGUUUAAAUCCCUGCAUUGCUUAGUUGGUGCUGAAAUAUUAAAUGCAUUUGAAAUGCUUGUGAAAAAUAGCUCCCGAUAAAAAGGAAACUUGUACUAACUGUUGUUUACAAAAAUGGCAUUAUAGGAAAGUAAAACAUAAUAUACUUGCAAUCUGCAAGUCCACACUGAUUCAUUUGUGUAUAAGGUAAGAUCAACAUAUAUUUAAGAAGAUCCGGAUGGACACUAACACCAGGCUGCAAAGAUGCUGACAUGUCAGAAAUAACUUUGCAGCAAAUAAAAUGGUGGGUGGCUUUUGACAUGAACACUUGCUAGCAGCCUUGCUGGUAAGAGCAUGCUAACUGGUUCCUGUUGAGAUAUCCACUGUGUCUGCAUUAGUUCAUUACCAGAACAGAAUACUUGGCAUGAAUAUGUUUUAUGCCCUGGAAAGAUUUGGCAAUUUGAUUUUCAUGGUUAAUAGAUACAGUUUGUUUUGUCUCUGGAUGUCACUCCAUGGCCCAGAUCAGAACAUAAUAUGAUUUUAAAAAUAUUAGGCAGAGCUUGAAAAGAUUAUUUUUUGAAAUAUAGAGAAAUGGAAAAUACAAGUAUCUGCUAAAAUCCUGCUGCACUCCUGUUCAACAACACGCUAGUCAACAGCGUGCAGUGGUUUUUUAAAAAAAAAUUGAAAUAAAAGUAAAGGAACGAUAGUUUUACUCCAUGGCUACGCUAGUGCAGAGGUACCUGUAUGGUAUCCGCUUUAACUUUGGCUAAUCUAGUUAAAUCUUAGGGAAUUUAAAAAGAUUUCAGAGUAUUAUGCAAAACCUGAAGAUUUAAAGGCCCAUGCAAUGUAACUACAGCUUGAGGAUUUCCCUUGUGGCAAUAUCUCCCUCACAGCAUUCUACCUGCAUAGGCACAAACCAUUCCUAUGCAUAGAUAAUUGCACUUUUACAUUUGUGUAGCUCUUAUCUCUUCCUAUUAUACAACAAUUGGCAAAGUUUACAUCAGAGAGAAACGUUUCUUUCAACAAAACAUUUACUUAAUUUAGGAAUGCUUUGGUUGCCAGCAGAGCUUUUAUUGACUAUAUACUUUUGAAUUAUAGCUCCCAGUGUAGUGACUGGGAGAGUCUGGCAGCUAUAGUUUCAAAAAGAACUAUUCCAAGCUUUGACUAGUAAUACCUAUGUAAUACAGGAGAGCUACACAUGUUUUCUACACAUGUCGCUCAGUGGUCAUGACAUCCCAGUGGAAUGGUUGUGUUCUUGUUCAUUUUUAUGAUCCAAGUCCUCUUGAAUAAAAAAUGGUUUGGUUCUUUCAAUAAGAAAUGUAUGCAUUUAUGUAGAAUCCACUGCUGUUUUCAGAUUAUGCAAUACAUUAUUUUAUGGAGGUAUAGACAUAUGCUGCUGUUCAACCUUUUUAAGAAAAAAACCACUGGUGGCCAGCAAGUUAGUAUUGGAUAGAUGCAAAAUGAAAAACACAAUAAUUCAUAAAUAAUCAAUAAAAGCCACCGAAAUUGUGGCAGAAAAAUUCAUUAAUACCCACUAGUUAAAAUGAUCCAGAUGAUAUGUUGGAAUCCCUGGGCAUAUUAUAGCCUAUACAACUCCAAAGAUUUGUUUUCCAAGAUGUGAGUCACAUCACUGACAUGGACACUUGCACUGAAAAAAAAAUCUAACUGGAGACUCCAGUGGGGUCUGUUUACUGUUACUUUUAGUAUGUACCUGAAUGUAAAGUUUGUAGCCCACUUUGUGUUUUCUUCACCUGUUAAACAUAUUAUCUCCCUAUUUCUUUCCAUCCUUGAUAGAACUCCUUUGUAGUAAUGAUUAGACAUCACUAGAGCAACCAUACAGGCUCUGUUAUCUUGUUUUGCUGUCUCUUACUCACAGAUCCUGUUCCCCUUCUAAACAAGUAGGAUGAGUGAACACAGGACUAGGAAAAAUCCGGUAAAGUAGUGGAAAUCCUGCAAAAAUUAUUAUUCUUUCACUCUGAUCCAUAUAUUCUUGUGGUCAGUGUGAUGUAUCUUACCAAGGCCACCCUUAUCAUUAGGCAGAUGGAGGCAGCUGUCUUACUAAGCAGAUGCUGUGGAAUGCAAAGCAGUGACUAGGUGGAGAGUAGAACUAUGUGCUCCAGGUAAUCUGCCUCGUAUCCCAUCAGGAAGGAUGCUUUCCAGUCACCAAUACUGAAAUAAAAUUCAGCUCCCAGUCCAGGUGGCUUCUGCACAUGGAGGAAGGAGCCAGGGGGAGGGAACAACACACCAUAUUUUACUUGACCCCAGGCAGUGUACUAUCUUGAUCUGCAAUUGAUCUUCAUGUUCACUUGCUAGAAAGAUGGAGGGUACUAGGUGUGAAAAAGGAGAAAUAAAUUGGAGGUGGGAGCAAAUUCAAGAACUGAAACAAUGCUGUAGAGCUUGAAUUCAUUCUGAAUGUUAUGACUACAGAUAAUCAAAGGUUUCCCUUUUUGUGUUGCCAUGGUGCUAGCCACCACCUCUUAAAAUGCACUUGAUAAAUGGAUAAAAUGUUUACUGUAUUAAUUUAUAGAUCUUUUCAAUUAAAAAAAAAACACCAGUCAAGACUGCUGGGAUCAUUCUAUCAUUUUAGUCCAUCAUGGACAGAUCUAGCCAGGUCAGCUAUCUCUUUCUUUUUCUCCCACUCUGUUACGCUUAUCAGCAAGGGUGGUACUGUAAAAUUAUGGUGCCUAGUUCUACAUAAUGGGACCUCUACAUUUGCUGGGAUUAGGACCCCCAUGAAAAUGGAAAAACCACAAAUGAAAAAGCACUUUUUUUUACUUGACAUCUCAAGGAAUCUUCAUUGCAAUGCUAUGGUCAACAUCUGUUAGAUGUAUGCUGUAGGACACAAAAAUGCCUAAGUGUGUCCCUAGGUCCUCCAUGUAACUGUGUGUCACAACUCUUCUGGCAGAAUUGUGCUGGAGGACCUAGAGAUUCCUAGAGAGAACAUAUUAGUCAAAUCUGCAAAUAAACAGAUUCACAAAGUCAAGGCUGCAAAUGGGGAGGGCUCAUUGUAAAUCCUUUUAGCUAUAGAAUUAGCAUAUCCAUGAUUGGCUGAAGCUCUCCAUUUUAUCUGGUUCUUGGAUGCCUUGUCUUUCUUUUCUUUCAAUCUUCAACAAUCCAAGUGUACAUUUAUUGCUGUAUUUAAAAUAUAUAUUUAUUGUGUUUUUCAAGCAUAUAUAUAUAUAUAUAGAGAGA
Sceloporus undulatus (fence lizard) is the source of this 4718-nucleotide messenger RNA. It is a transcript of the gene GFOD1, whose product is annotated as glucose-fructose oxidoreductase domain containing 1. Gene Ontology annotation, molecular function: nucleotide binding. The record is from RefSeq and is a predicted model, not a curated record. Lineage: Eukaryota; Metazoa; Chordata; Lepidosauria; Squamata; Phrynosomatidae. The transcript has 2 exons. Bases 221 to 1393 code for a protein of 390 amino acids.